CCCGCCUCCAGGCACGUCACUUUCUCGUUUCUGCAGUUGUUCUGUCAGCGGAAUCGUUUACGCUGAAUUGCACUUGAACUGGGGUUAAAAACACUCAAAGAUGACCGCUCGGGUUAUGCAAGCGGCGAAAUGCCCAACGGACGAACUGUCGCUGACCAACUGUGCCGUCAUCAAUGACAAGGAGCAACAGCUCGAACAACAUGUGAGCGUGCGCAAUGCAGGCCACAAGUUUGUGUUCACCUUGAAGACACAUCCCACUGUUAACUCUGGGUCCAUCGCCUUCAGCCUGCCACAGAGAAAAUGGGCUGGUCUCUCGAUUGGACAAGAGGUUGAAGUAACAAACUACAAGUUUGACAAGAACAAACAGCUCAUAGGCACCAUAACGGUGGAAAUCGACUUUCUGCAGAAGAAAACUGCGGACAGCAACCCGUACAACUCUGACAACAUGGCCAGUGAGUUCCUCCAGCGCUUCAACAACCAGGCCUUCAGCGUGGGGCAGCAGCUGGGGUUUAGUUUCAGUGAGAAGCUGUUUGGUUUGGUGAUUAAAGACAUUGAAGCAAUGGACCCCAACAUCCUGAAGGGAACACACAACUCUGGAAAGAAACAGAAGAUUGAGAUCGGUUUGUUGCUGCCAAACAGUCAGGUCAUCUUUGAGAAGUCUGAAACAUCGUCCAUAACCCUGAUCGGGAAGUCAAAGACCCGUGAGUCCCGUCAGUCCAUCAUCAGCCCGGACUGGAACUUUGAGCGGAUGGGUAUCGGCGGCCUUGACAAAGAGUUUUCUGACAUUUUCCGCAGAGCCUUCGCUUCCAGAGUCUUCCCUCCAGAUAUAGUAGAACAGAUGGGCUGUAAGCAUGUGAAGGGAAUCCUGCUCUACGGACCCCCAGGCUGUGGUAAAACCCUGAUGGCACGACAGAUUGGCAAGAUGCUCAAAGCCCGCGAGCCAAAGAUCGUCAACGGCCCAGAGAUCCUCAACAAGUACGUGGGAGAGUCUGAGGCCAACAUCAGGAAGCUGUUUGCAGACGCAGAGGAUGAGCAGAAGAGGCUGGGUGCUAACAGCGGCCUUCACAUCAUCAUAUUCGAUGAGAUCGAUGCAAUCUGUAAACAGCGUGGCAGCAUGGCGGGCAGCACAGGCGUCCAUGACACCGUCGUCAACCAGCUUCUGUCCAAGAUUGACGGGGUGGAGCAGCUCAACAACAUCCUGGUCAUUGGUAUGACCAACAGGCCUGACCUGAUAGACGAGGCCUUGUUGAGACCGGGAAGACUGGAGGUGAAGAUGGAGAUAGGGUUACCGGAUGAAAAGGGAAGAAUUCAGAUCCUCAACAUCCACACAGCAAAGAUGCGUCAGUACGACCUGCUCUCCUCUGACGUGGACAUCAAGGAGCUCGCAGUGGAGACGAAGAACUACAGCGGUGCUGAGUUGGAGGGUCUGGUCAGAGCUGCACAGUCCACCGCCAUGAACAGACACAUCAAGGCCAGUAACACAGUGGAGGUAAACAUCGAGACAGCAGAGAGGCUGCAGGUCAGCAGACUCGACUUCAUGGCCUCGCUGAACAACGACAUCAAACCUGCAUUUGGUACCAACCAGGAGGACUAUGCCAGCUACAUCAUGAACGGGAUCAUCCGAUGGGGCGACGCCGUGUCAGAAGUCAUGCAGGACGGGGAGUUGCUUGUGCAGCAGACUAAGAACAGCGAUCGCACGCCCCUCGUCUCUGUUUUACUGGAGGGUCCACCCAACAGUGGAAAAACUGCUCUGGCUGCUAAAAUCUCUGAAGACUCCCAGUUUCCUUUCAUCAAAAUCUGCUCCCCUGAUAAGAUGAUUGGACACUCGGAGAUCGCCAAGUGCCAAGCCAUUAAAAAGAUAUUUGAAGAUGCCUACAAGUCCCAGCUGAGCUGUGUGGUUGUGGAUGACAUUGAACGUCUGUUAGAUUUUGUCCCGAUUGGCCCUCGUUUCUCCAACCUGGUGUUACAAGCUUUACUGGUGCUGCUGAAGAAACCUCCUCCAAAGGGUCGUAAGCUGCUGAUCAUCGGCACCACAAGUCGCAAAGACGUCCUCCAGGAGAUGGAGAUGUUAGACGCUUUCAGCACCACCAUACACAUCCCCAACAUCUCGAGAGGAGAGCAGCUGAUAGAGGCUCUGGAGCUGCUGGGCAGUUUUGAGGAUGUGGAGCGGGCCAGCAUUGCUAAAGCUGUGAAAGGGCAGAGUCUGUGGAUCGGUAUAAAGAAGCUGCUCAUGCUGAUUGAAAUGGCCGUGCAGAUGGACCCUGGUCACAGAGUCAGUAAGUUCCUGAGUCUACUGAAGGAAGAAGGAGGACUGGGUUCAAAUAAGUUUGUGGCAAUCUAGACUGGCUGGAGCCGUAUAGUGACAAAGAGGCAUCCUUCACUGUUGCCGAGGAACGGAAGCCCUUAAAGAAGCUGGCAGGAGGAAGCAAGCGAGAGAUAGUUUCCGUCUGUCUCUCUUUCUCUUUCUGCAUCCUUCCUUCUCGUCCCUGAAGCUCGGAGCGCUUCUCUCUGCACUGCAGCUCUCUGCAGCCACCAUCCUCCUCCUCCUCUUCAGCACUAUGUGAACGUGUAAAAUAAGAAAAAUACGCCGUGUUUGUGGCAUCUGUGUAUAUUGCAUUUUGACGACAAGUGCUGUGCUCUCUAUGUGAGGCCUUAAGCACUCCGUGGGGAUUUUAUACAUAAAGAUACUGUUGAAAGUCGACGAGCAUGCACAAACACUAAUCAUAACACUGUUUCUAUAGGUUUGUAUGCACGGAUUUGUAAUCUGAUCAUUCCAUGAAGAGAUCUCACUUUGUUCUUAUGUUGUUUACUUGCUUGUGUCUUACCUUUUUAUUUUAUCAAUAAAUUAAUUCUAUAACUAUGAAGCAACCCUGGAGUUAAGGCUGGAUUUACUUAAUCAUUGAAGAUACUACACAAGCAGCAUUCACCCUGCUUUAAACAUAUGUUACAUGCAUUUUAAAAAAUAUUUCAUGAGGAAUAUGAAGCUCUAAAGUUACUGAUUUAACUCCUCUGCUGUCUGAUUUGCCAAAAACCCUCUCGAUAUACUGUGACGCAGUCCAAAUAAUAAAUAAAAACACUUUCCUACUGCUUGUUUUCUUCAUUUAGUGUUCCCCUCAUAAUUAAAACAUGUUGAAAUCAUAAAAGAUCCCUUUAUAAUUACAAUCUAGCUUAAUUAUCUCAUAAUGAGAAGAAAUUUCACUCACGAUGGGAUGAACAUACUCAGACAUUAGCGGUUAACCUCCAAACUAUCAGUGUUGCAAUCAUCCAGCAGCUCAACAGGAAAACAUAGUCAGCUUUUUAGCAGCAGCUACUGCAGCACAUCUGUGAAAGUUCUAAAUUAGAUGCAGAUUUAUGCUUUUUACCAUCAAGAUUGAGGGUCAGAUUAGCAAAUUUGUGUCUUCAAUUAUGAGUCGUCAGUUAUGGUUCUGCUAAAGUUAGAAAUUCUGUUUCUGGACUUGUUUUUAUAUUCAGGGGAUAUUAAAUGCUUUUGUCUUUGUUUUUGAUAAUGAGGCAUGGACGUACUCCUGUUGUUCUAAUUGCAAAUUUGCAAUAAGAAUAGUCAAACCUUUUCUCCCCUGUGCUGUAAAUUUGCAUUUCUUUUUUGCUUUUGGUGAGUAUGUAAGCUUAAAAGAGUCACCAUGAAAUCAGGUGCAUGAGCUGCAAUUUUAAGACCAACUUUUUCAUCCAAAAAGAUGAUUUCUUUGUAACACUGCUACUUGGCAAUAAAGCUUGUUUAUUUCCCUUUUAAA
Molecule: messenger RNA, 3749 nt
Organism: Cheilinus undulatus (humphead wrasse)
Lineage: Eukaryota; Metazoa; Chordata; Actinopteri; Labriformes; Labridae
Product: vesicle-fusing ATPase-like
Exons: 22
Coding region: 101-2341 (746 amino acids)
Biological process (GO): SNARE complex disassembly; Golgi to plasma membrane protein transport; intra-Golgi vesicle-mediated transport
Cellular component (GO): Golgi stack
Molecular function (GO): ATP hydrolysis activity; ATP binding
Source: RefSeq, a predicted model, not a curated record